Molecule: messenger RNA, 639 nt
Organism: Corticium candelabrum
Lineage: Eukaryota; Metazoa; Porifera; Homoscleromorpha; Homosclerophorida; Plakinidae
Product: dynactin subunit 3-like
Exons: 7
Coding region: 8-544 (178 amino acids)
Biological process (GO): cytoskeleton-dependent cytokinesis
Cellular component (GO): dynactin complex
Source: RefSeq, a predicted model, not a curated record
AGAGACGAUGGAGUCAGCGAGUUUGGAAGAGAGAAUCACACGUCUGGAAGAGAGAGUUGGACCACCUUUUGAUUUUCACAGGAGUUCAUGCGUUGAAUCGCUCACUGCAGUUGCUGAGAAGUUGCGACAAGUGAAAUCAACUAGAGAAGCUAUUUCUCAAAUAUGGUCUAAGAUUAGUAGUCUCAGGAUGUUUCUUGAUCCUGAAUUGGAAGGUAGAGCAGCUUCAAGUGAUGCAGUGAAGUGUAACAUUGUAUUGUCAGGAGAACAGCAUGUCAAACAAACAGCUGACAGGUUGCAGGCAGUGAGUAAUCUCAAGGGUAACAUUGAUACCAAACACCUGGAAGAUUUGCCAGCAUGUAGCAGCAAGUUACAACCUCUAGUGCAUGUUCAUAUCAGUCAGCAGACAACAGCAGAUCAACAGUCAGAGGAAAUAGCCCAGUUACUGACAAUCUACAAUGAAUUUAUUUCAGUAAUAUCUCGUAAACUAUUAGAGUGGAACAAUCUGUUGCUUUCAUAUGAAGAACAGAACCAAGGAGACAGCUAAAGAUGACUGUGUACAUAUUGUUUUAGAAGCCAUACAACAUGUAGUAGAUAGGCAACAAUUAUUCUACAAUAACAGCAGAGCAACAUUCACUUCUA